AUGUCCGUCCCUCCCACGCCGACGACGGACAAGGGCACGAGGGAAGGCUUCAUCCCGCUUGUUUCCGUCGUCGACUUUCACCAUGCGCGCGGCCCUGAAGUGGAGAGAUGGUUCGGCGUCGACGAGGGCCAUGAUCCGGCCGCCGAAUACGACUGGACCCUGUUGCCCUUCAUGGCACUGAGUGAUGGCGCCCACGCCCUAACCGAAGACUUCUCCUACUUCACGCUCCUCCGCCCGGCAACCUCCUCCGCGCCCGCCACCUCGCUCUUCGGCAUCUCGUGCACGCGGCAGAUGGACGCCUCGCAGCUGCUCAACCGGCCCGCCGAGGUGACGCGGUCGACGGUGCAGAAGGCCGUCGUGGUCAUCGCCGACAGCCCCCAGCACUUUGGCAUGCUGCGCGAGCGCCUCAGCGUCGUCACCAAGGCCUGGUUCCUGCAGCGCGAGUUUACCGACGUCGAGAUCCUGCGCCGCUUCCAGGAGAGCCUUGCCGAUGAGAAGGCCCGCGGCCUGUUGCAUGAUGAUGAAGAUCGUGAUCAGUAUCUGGGCCUGAGCCUGCGGGAGCUGGUGCGCGAGUUUAGGUGGCAGACCCUGGUCCUGCUGAAGUGUUGUUUGCUGCAGCCGAAGGACUCAGCCGGGCCGGAGCUAGAUAACUACGAGAAGGGCCUGUCGAUGCCGACAAGCCUGAGGACAAGCGACCGGAAUUCGUUGCUGUCGUACAUGGGGCUUCCGUUGCAAAUAUUUGGCAAGGGAAGUCUGUUUGGCCCCUACACACCCCUCCAGCAGCUUGAUGUCCUCGCCGAUUUCGGGACCAAGUCGUACAUCGUCGGCAGCACCAACUCGCUCCUCCUACAACAAAAAGACCGCUACAGUGACAUCCUGAUCAACCUGGACGAGGAUACCAUCAACAUUACCUCACCCUCCCUAAAAACCGCCCUACAGCUCUCCACCCCUGACCGCCGCUGGAUCGAUUUCAUCACGCAAAACGUCAACGACACAUGGGACGACGCUAACCCGUCCCGACCCAAGACCAUGGGCUAUGUCGGCAGCGAGGAGUUCAUCCGCGUACAGUUUGAGGAAUAUCUGCUAUCGCUCAUCUCGUCGGUGAAGUACCGCGCCCACCUCGCCCGCCACGCCCACAACCCACGCAUGCUCCUCCCCGACAUCGACGGCGACCCCUCGGCCGACUUUGCUCCGGAUUUUGUCGACGCCUGGUCUCGUACCGAGAACUUCCGCCUCUGGAAUUCCCACACCGACUCGCACCUGUUUGACGUCGUCGAGCCCAAGCACCCGUGCGCCGGCGGCCUGACCAUCGACGACAUCCAGCGCCGAAUCACCCAACAGGUCCACGACUUGCACUGGGAUGAGCGUUUCGCCCAAGGGCGCGAGGUACUCGGCAGGAACCUGGCUGCUGGCAGGGAGAAGGCGAGCACCUUGUUUGGGAAGCUAUACUCAGAUAUGGAAGCACUUAGGGAGGCACAGAGGAGACGAAACGAAGAGACACGACAACAACAACAACAACAAAACCAAAACCAACCAUCCCAACCCACCGCCGCUGUGGGUGGGGAAACAACACAAAACGGGGAAAAGAACGGCACCAGCCCCGCCGCCCCCGACCUCACCAAGUCCCAACACACCAUUACAAGCCGUCGGCAGCAAAGCCGGCGCCUUCGUCAACAGCUGGGCCGCCUGGGCCGGCGAGAAGCGCCGCGCCGCCUGGGGAGGGGGGGGGAGGAGGACGCGGCGGAAACCGCUCCACCACUGACACCACCACCACUACCUCGGCCUCCACAUCCUCUCCUCGAAACAGCACCAGCGGGUGGAGCCAAAAACAACACAAACCGCGGCAUCAGCGGCCUCGGCGGCAUCGGCGGCAUUGGCAGCGGCGGCGGGUAUGACGCGCUGCCGCUGGCGGGCGGGCGGACCGACCAUGCGGGGGACUCGGAUGACGAUUCUGAGUCGGAGUCGGGGCUGUUGGAUCAGAGGAGGAGGGGGAGCGCGGUGAGGUCUGAGUCUGUCUUGUCGUUGUCGCCUGUUUCUUCGCCGGGGAGGGUUGGUGGUGGUGGUGGGCGGCCGGUUCCGGUGGGGGGUGUUGUUCCGGUUCCUGUUCCGUUGACGGAUGUUGUGGGCGGUGGUGGUGAUGGUGGCGGGUGGUGUGAAGACGAAUGGCUCUGGCGCGGCUGGGCAUCCAAGUAUACAGUUCUAAGCACAAACAUCACGGGGACUCCUCUCCCUCCCCCCCCUCCAUCCCCCACACCAUCACCGGCACCACAAACACCGCAACCAGCAAACGAAGAAGAAGAAGAAGAAGGAGAAGACAAACCCAACACAACCGCGUUACCAUCGCGGCCGAAGAAUCAACAACACCCGGAGGAGGAGGAAGAAGAGGAAAAGGAAGUGGAAACGGACGACGACCACCACCACCAGAACCACGCAAAAACGGGGCUUGCAGCGCGCAAGCCAGUCCCCGCGAUACGCGCCGACCCAGACUCAGACUCAGACUCGGAUCCGGAACCGUCCCCACCGUUGUUGCCGCGGAAUCCGGUCGCUGCGGAGGCGGCUGAGGGGAGGGGGGCGUGGGAGAGGUGA
Molecule: messenger RNA, 2586 nt
Organism: Chaetomium globosum CBS 148.51
Lineage: Eukaryota; Fungi; Ascomycota; Sordariomycetes; Sordariales; Chaetomiaceae
Exons: 7
Coding region: 1-2586 (861 amino acids)
Cellular component (GO): cytoplasm
Source: RefSeq, a predicted model, not a curated record